GGAACUAACGACGGUGUCGGACAUUACUAUCUGUGGAACGAAACUGUGGUUCUGUUUACACUGGAAAAAUUGACAGUCUUCGAGGAUGUACGCGAAGGGGAAGGGGUCCACGGUACCCUCUGAUUCUCAAGCAAGAGAAAAGUUAGCCUUAUAUGUGUAUGAGUAUUUAUUGCACGUUGGAGCACAGAAAGCAGCACAGACAUUUUUAUCAGAGAUACGAUGGGAAAAAAAUAUUACUCUUGGAGAACCACCUGGAUUUUUACAUUCUUGGUGGUGUGUAUUCUGGGAUCUGUAUUCAGCAGCACCAGAGCGACGGGAUUCCUGUGAACAUAGCAGUGAAGCCAAAGCAUUUCAUGAUUAUGGUUUUGUAAACAGUGGUUAUGGUGUUAAUGGCAUUGCUCAUAAUGCUGGUCCAGCACCUUCUCCUAUAGGACAAAUGCCUCCCAAUGAUGGAAUGCCUGGUGGUCCAAUGCCUCCUGCUUUCUUUCCAAACAACUCGACAAUGCGACCAUCUCCGCCCACACACCCCUCAUCACAGCCAUCCCCCCAGCACCCCCAGCCACCCCCGCCCCCACACUCGCAGAUGAUGUCCACUCAGUUUAUGGGUCCUCGAUAUCCUGCUGGACCAAGACCUGGUGUACGUAUGCCACAAAUGGGAAAUGAUUUUAAUGGGCCUCCUGGACAACCAAUGAUGCCAAAUAGUAUGGAUCCAACAAGGCAAGGCGAAGCUGGAGAAUUUGUAGGGUGGCAAGCUCCUCCAGGAAUGAAUCCCAUGAAUCCAAGAAUGAAUCCUCCACGAGGACCAGGAAUGGGUCCAAUGGGACCAGGAAGUUACGGACCUGGAAUGAGAGGACCACCUCCUAAUAGUAGUUUAGGUCCUGGAGGCCCUGGAGGUCCUGGUAUGCCACCAAUGAGUAUGGCUGGACCAGGUGGUAGACAACAGUGGCAACCUAAUACAUCUACGCCAAUGAAUUAUUCAUCAUCAUCUCCGGGUAAUUAUGGAGGACCACCUGGUUCAACAGGCCCUCCUGGUCCAGGUACACCAAUUAUGCCCAGUCCACAAGAUAGUAGUAAUAGCGGUGGUGAAAAUAUGUACACCAUGAUGAAACCUGUACCUGGAGGAAAUAUGCCCGGAGAUUUUCCAAUGAGUGGUGGACCAGAAGGUGGUCCAAUGGGUCCUAUGGGUCCAAAUACAAUGGGUCCUGUUCUAAAUGGCGAUGGCCUUGAUGGAAUGAAAAACAGUCCAGCUAAUGGUGGUCCUGGGACACCACGAGAAGAUAGUGGAAGUGGAAUGGGUGACUAUAAUCUGGGUGGUUUUGGAGGUCCUGGAGAAAAUGAUCAGACUGAGUCAGCGGCCAUACUCAAGAUCAAGGAGAGCAUGCAGGAAGAGGCGAAGAGGUUUGAAAAGGAUUCAGAUCAUCCUGAUUAUUACAUACAAUAACUUUUCACGAGUCGUUGGGCCCUGAGACCAAACUAAUGUUUUAAGAAAAACAGAUCACAAAAUCAAUCCCCCUCUUUCUCUCUCUCUCUCUCUCUCUCUUUCUCUCCUUAAAUCCGAAAAUCUCCUCAUUGCACUUGUAUUUCUGUAAUCUCAUUCCUAUCAUUAAUCCAUCCUCUUUCAACAUUAAAAAAUAUGUGCAAAGAUAGAGGAAAAUUUUUUUUUAAAGUGCAAGGAAAGAGAAGGUUAAGCUCCUUAAAAAAAAUGCACAAGAAUAAUGUAGAAAUUGAAGAAGUUUUUACUCCCUUGCAAAGUGAUGGGGUUACGUCCCAUGAUUUCUUCAUCCUCUUCGGGUAACGAAAAGGACAUAACCAUUUAAAAUAAGAAUUACCGAAUUUUCAGAAAAUACUUUUGCAAAAUUUUUCGUAAUUUUGCGUUGACGUACAUUCUUAGAAAUGGUAUAUACGAUUAUCUCGAAUCAUCGUCGAUCGGUGAUAUUUGCUUUGCAAAUGGACUCGAAAUGUUUCCUUCGAGUGACAUCUAGUAUCGCUUAAAGGAAAUAAUUAAGAUUUUAAUAUGUAGAAAAAUAUGUUGUAGUUAAAAAAAAAAUUGUGCAUAAAUUUGAUAUGAUAUAUAUAUAUAUAUAAAUUACGUUUCAAUUUUUAUUUCAAAUUUGUAAUCAAAUAUUUUUAAUUUUAAGUAAUUAAUCAUUUAUUAUUAUUAUUAUUAUUAUUAUUAUUAUUAUUAUUAUUAUUAUUAAUUAAUCAUUUAAAAUAUUGAGAAUUUGAUAUUAUAUUGAAGAAUUCGCGCGAAUGCUCAUUAUUGUCAUACGUACAUGCUAAGUUGUCAUAUUUCUUUUCACCAUUGAACGAUAAUUAUCCUUGUAUACUCUUAUAUAACCUCUCGUCUUCUACUCUCUUAGAAAUCUUGAUUUUCUUUUCUAAAAUAAAAGACAAAAUAGUAAUAAAACAAUGCUUUCUUGUUUGCACUAAAUUAGAAGAAAAUUUUAUAUUAUUUUUAUACACUUUGAAAUAUAAUUUAAAUAAUAUAUAUAAUGUUUUUGUAAAUGAGAGUAGCAGUCGUAUUUCUUCCUUUUCUGUCUACCUUCUUUUGUGAACUAUUCGAUUUUAAAUAUUUUCAUAGAUCAUAUACUUGUGUAACGUUUCUGUAUCGGUUCUCUCGGUCGUCCUUUAAUCGUGCACGGCGAAUAGUUUCAAAUAUGUGUAAAAUUAAUAAAAAAAAAAAGUAAUAAUAAUAACUGUGAUAAGAUGAUAAAAAUAUACUUCCAAUACGGUAAAUUUAUUAUUUUAAGAAAAGAGCAAUAAUCAAUUAUAAUACACAGAUUCAAUGUACACUCGAAAGAACAUCGCUUUUGUGCAUGUAUACGUAUUACUUAGUAUAUAUACAUGUAUUUUCAAGAGAAACAAUUUUAUUAAACAAAACAAAACAUGCUCUAUUGAUUCCAAAUAAUGUUAAUAAAAAUAUCGAUUUUAUUAUGUAUCGACGAAAUGAGAUUUUCGAUGUUUCCAUUAAAACGAUCGAAACUUUUCGCAUGCGCCCUUCAUGAAAUAAUUAUCGAAACGAGAUCGAUCGAUUUGUAAAUAAUUUCAGUAUUAUAUUUUAAAAAUAAAAUUUAUUAUUUCGAAACUGAAUCUUUCUUCUUUUUUCUUUGAAAAUUUCAACAUCAUGUGCUUUGAAGGAAUCAAGGAAUGUAUGUAUAUUGAAAAUAUUUAUAUAUAUUUUCACAGAGGCAUAAAUUUUUUUCAACACGAAUAUUUCGAUCGCACGAAAUCGAUCGGUCUUGCGCAAGAUUGUACGUCAGCGCAGUGAUUUGCGAGCAUUGGUAAUAUAAUAGCUGUACUUGUCAUUGUGGCAUCAUUCUACAGUCAAUCUGUCGGCUAUUCCUUCCGAGAAAAAAGCAUCAAUAUCUUCCAUGAAGUUAUGAUACAUAUACCCGAGAAGAUCCACGAGAACGCAACGCCUACAUAUGUGCUUUUUUCUGUCAAUACAAAGAAUGCGAUUUUAAAGGGGUCCCGAUAGAUGCCGGUGUUAGAGUGGUCAAUGGUAUCGAUAUUAUCGUGUGGGACAAGACAAAGAAAAAGUGGGUUCUUAAUUUAUUUACAAGAGGGAGUAAGGAACGAGGUAUAUUACGUAUAUCAAUCGUUCAAUGUUGUGUAUAGUGCAUAGUGGAAAACAUACGAGAACACGUGAUAUCACAUCGAAUAAUAAAAAAGUAAAUCAAAAUAAUAUUGCAUGAUUCGAUCGAUCGAUAACGUUGUUCACUUCAGUACAUUUGCGUUUAAAAAGGACUUCACGGGCAUUGUUAAUAUUCAAAGACGUUGCAAUCUCGAUUGUGUUGUAUACAGUGGAUCAGUUUUUAUUUAACUAGAGAAGCGCACAGUACUGAAAGGCUGCAAUAAAAUUAUUUCAAAAAGAAAUCGGACACUUGGUUACUAGGGAAUUCGCGAGAGUUCACUUUUAUUAUUAUUUGUGUCCGAAGGAAGGGAACCUGACGAAAACGGUUCUUAAGAACAUAUUAUUAUAUCUCCCCCUAGGAUUUAAUCCGUUGUGGUGGGAAUCCGGCCAGUGUGCGUUGAUAGUACACAUUAAACGAAUUUUCAUUCGAGACGAUCGUCAUUUAUCGAUUAAAGAUAAAAAGACAAGUUUAUGCAUAACUGCCAGUGUUAAAAGAAUCUUAUUCUCUUUUUAUUCCUGUACAUUCGAUUUCUUUAUUUUAAAUUUUUUCAAUAUUUCACAAUAACGUCAAAUUGAAUUGAAACAGGUAUAUCAUUUGAUAUAAAGGAGUUCAUUUUUUGGUCGCGUGCAGUUGGUAUCAAGUAUGUGUUUUUUAGGAAGCAGUACACGCGGAUAUGGAUCUGCGUUAAAGCGACUAAUUACACAACAGAUAAAUAUGAAUGUAACUAAAUAACAAGUUGAAACAAGAUUAUUACCUUGUUGUUUGAAAUCUGAUUCUUGUCUGAUGAAAUAAUUCUGAUCGUUGUAGAAUCACGAUAAAAUGCGAACAUACCUCGUCCAAAAGAUAAUGAAAAUUCAUUAAUCUAUAUAAGUUUUACAUUUAUUUUUCUGAUUAGUGCCUCGGAUCUGGGAAUGGCGGCGUGUAUAUACACUCUUGUGUAUACUAUUUCGGCGCAAUUAAAUGUAAAUGUAUAAGUUGUAUAAAAUAUUGAGUGCAAUUCGGAUUAAAAAUAACCUAUACAGUAGAAUACGGUAUUCCUGCUAAUUAUGUGAAACGUCAAAAAAAAUGUUAACGUCCAUUUUUUAUCGUUAAGAAAUUUUUAAAUUCAGGUAAAUUAUGUUUAUUAUAUAUCUUGAUGAAAAAAUUUCAGAAUAAUGUUUUUCGGAAUAAUUAAACAAUUAAUGAUGAGAUAUCGUAAUGUCUUUACCCGAAUUUAAAGAUUGAUAGAAGCGUUCAAAUUUAAAUAUUUAGAUUAUAUUAAGAAGGUUUCACGUUUAUUUACAAUGUAUAUUUAAUUUUUUUGUAGGAAUCAUGUGUUCGCGAAAACUUAUACAUUCUUUGAUUUUUUUUUUUUUUUUUUUUUUUGUUUGAACUUCAAAGUGAUUUCAUCCAACAAAAUGGUAACAUUUUUUUAUUAAGUAGAUAAGUAUUUCGAUUAAAGAAUGUAAAAAGAAUGUAGAAGGAAUAUUGCGUUAAGAAUAGACCAAAAACUUUUAGACGAAAGCAGUACAUAGUUUGUAUUUGAUCGUCUUUAGCGCAUAAUUGAUUGUAAACAGAUUACGAAUUUAAUCGAUAUACUGAGGAUAAGGAUAAGAUAUUUGUAUAUUGUUUAAAACAUAUAGAGUUUAACUCUUGUGAUUAGAGAGGAAGUAUGAAGAAAAAAAAAGGGAAUGGUAUCUCAUGUACCUCAUAUUGUGCGUUAUAUGAUUUCGUAUAAGAUAAUUAGAAAUUCGUAAAAAAAUAUUAGAUUGGCAGGAAAACAGUGGUCGAGAAAUUUUUAAAUUGAUAUAUCGAAACGAAAAAAAAAAAAUGGAGAAUAUCCUAGUCGUGAUAAAAAAAGAUUGAUCGUGUGUAAAUUAUAAAAUCGAUCAAUAGUAAGAAAAAAUUAGGAUAUGAACAGAAAUGAAUAAGCCGCCAUUAUCCCCACUCCCCUUAAUGAAUAUUGCAUUAAGAAAUAAAAGCUUAAAUUUUGUUCUAUAAUUAUUUACCUAUAUGACGAUUGUAACACUGACACAGGUUGUACAUCUUGCGGCUGACCUCAAGUAUUCUUUAAAUUCACGCAUAAUUAUCGACAUAAUUAUAGAUACCUAUUAUGAAUAGCAUUCAAGUAGUAAGUAAUACCAAUAAAAUAAUGGAAUAAAUGUCUAUCCUACUAAA
Molecule: messenger RNA, 5792 nt
Organism: Apis cerana (Asiatic honeybee)
Lineage: Eukaryota; Metazoa; Arthropoda; Insecta; Hymenoptera; Apidae
Gene: Ssdp
Product: Sequence-specific single-stranded DNA-binding protein
Biological process (GO): positive regulation of transcription by RNA polymerase II
Cellular component (GO): nucleus
Molecular function (GO): protein binding; single-stranded DNA binding
Source: RefSeq, a predicted model, not a curated record